This is a messenger RNA of Aureobasidium melanogenum CBS 110374, 2535 nucleotides long. RefSeq names its product SIN1-domain-containing protein. NCBI's taxonomy places the organism in Eukaryota, Fungi, Ascomycota, Dothideomycetes, Dothideales, Saccotheciaceae. Bases 1 to 2535 code for a protein of 844 amino acids. The record is from RefSeq and is a predicted model, not a curated record. Gene Ontology annotation, molecular function: phosphatidylinositol-4,5-bisphosphate binding. Gene Ontology annotation, biological process: TORC2 signaling. The transcript has a single exon. Gene Ontology annotation, cellular component: TORC2 complex; cytoplasm; plasma membrane.
AUGUCGCUCCUUAACAACCAAGACUUCACCAUCUACCAGCUUCGCGCAGGCUACCUCCAACACAUCAAAGACGGCGUCGGCGAGCGUCUCAUCACCCUCAACACCAAUGUCUUGAACAACCCUGCCUUUCGUGCUGCUGGCUGGCAAGCAAACCCUCAGGACAUCAAACGCACAUACUCACCUCCCAUCCCUACCGCCAUCGCUUCCGAAUACUUCCAAGCUCCACAACGGUCUGCUGCUCCUGCAUACGCUUUGCACGAUGAAGAUGAAGAAGGAGGAAUGGUCACUGGCCAGGGCAGUCAAGACACCAUUGCUCUCCACACCCACAACAAGAGACGGAGGAGGAAAGAGCAGUUGGAAGAGGAUGACAGCAGCGACUUGAGUGAUGACAGCGACGAAGAAGACGACAAGAGUGCCGUCUCCCAGAUCAAGUUCAGCAAGAUGCCUGUCCGCCUCAGAGCUGGUUCUUCUCCAACACACAAGACAAGAGAUGGAGACGUCGACGUGCCUAUACCUAUUGCUUCUCCAGACAAAACCAAUGGCCAGGAAACUGCACGACACGCCUCUCUCCCUUCUGUGUCCUUUGUCAAACAACGGCCUAGGAGAGAUACUGCCACAAGCAGCGAGUUCUCUUCUGAGAAUGAGACAGAUCCGGUUACCUUCCGCAAACAGAGGGUCCAGAACCGCGCCGUCAAACAUGGUCAGAUGAUGCAAGACCGCAUCCAGGAAGAGGGAGAAGAUGUCGAGUCUGACAUUGAUCUUGGUGAGGCUUCCGACAUAUCUGAUGACUUUGCUGGAACUGCCGGCUCGGAGUCUCUACUGGGAAUGGGCGCUCCUUUGAUCACUGUAGACACUCUCGAGUCAUCACCUGGCAAUGUGCCCAGCAUGCCGCCUGCAAUCACACCCCAUACCUCGGCCUCACCAAAACGUUUGAAACAAAUGGCCCCUCCUCCAGAUCUGCCCAGACUUCCUGCGGGACGUCCGAUAAGCUACGUCCAGCCUGUCAGUCUUUUGUCAAAGGCCUUGAAGUCUACGUCAGAAAAGGGCGAGAAUCCUUUGCAGCAAUUUGCUCAACUGUCUGGCAAAGGUGAAUCAGCUCCUCUAUGGAUCAAGAUAUAUGCUCCCUUCUCCAAGAAAGCUUCAACUCCUAUCCAGGUGCCUAUUCGCAAAAACGCAAAGGAAGGUGUCCCCACCAUUGUUGCAGAGCUUAUCGGUCUCAGUUUAUGGCGAUACGCAGAGGAGAAGAUCGAGCCGCCUCUCGAAGGCAACGACUUAAAUGUGAAUCGUUGGACCUUACGCAUGGUUGAAGACGAAGAGGUCGAUUACGACUUCCCGGCCUUGACCCGUACAAAGCCACUUGGGGAUUUCACUUCGAACAAUAACCGGCCACCUCGAGCCAGAGCAAGAGAUAAGCCUUGGGACGAGUUUGGUCUCGUGAGAGCGACCGAGGAGCAGUUCAAGGAGAACGAGGAGCUCACGCCUCAAUUCAGUGAACCAUCUGGUCUGGCUCCUUCUAGCACACCUAUACCCGAUACCUCUCGCACAGCAACGCCGCAGCCUCCCAAUAUGCAAAGAACGUUGUCUGACGCACCAACCUUGGCACCACCUGCAGCACCGACUUACAUUCCCAAUGUCAACCCGAUUACGCCAUCAUUUGCUCCGAUGGCCAGGAAGAAUUCGACUAUUCCAUUGAUGGACGCACCAGCUGCACCAGCACCACGUUCCACACCGAGGACUGGCUCUUCCAAGACUGUCACGAUACAUUACACAGAUCCGCACUCGUUUCAGACGACUUUGCUCCCUAUACCUACCACUUCCGAUACCUACCUGGCUGAACUUUUCACAACAGCCUGUCAGAGGCUCAACAUCGACAAGGCUUUGUAUGUUCUGAAGGUUCGUGGCACUCAGACUGUUGCACCAGAGGAUCGUACAGUAGAAGCUCUCGGUCAGAGGUUGGCACUUGACCUCGUAAGACGUCGCUUUGUUGGUGUUGGCGAUGGUCGUGGCAUGGUCAGCGCUGUAGGCAGUCCUGGCAGUGAAAGUCCGAAUGCACCAUUGCUGCUCGAGACCGCAACAAACACGAAGGCCAAAACGAGAAAGCCCUUCAUGGGCUUGCAAAGUGCCAAAUCAACAAACGAUAUCAAUGCAACCGCACUUUGGGGUCUGGCUGGCGGAGCAGGAAAGCGCUACCUCGUUAUUCGUCGUCAACCCCUGUCCUUUGCGCCUUCGCAUCCACGCAUUCUGGCACUUGAUGCAGAAUUCAUGCACGUUAUGCCUGCCUCCUCUACAGAUCCCCUCAACGCCAAUGCAGAUCCAGCGAUGGCACCUCCUGGCGGCAAAACAACUAGCGUGCAUCUCAGCAGUGUGGUGGGUUGCAAAGUCAGUAGAAAGCAUCCCAAGGUUGUGCGCGUGCUCGUUUAUCGGGAGAAGGAGACAAAGAGAUACGAUUUCGAAGCUUCAACAAGGGACGAAGCACAAGAGAUCGCGACAGAGAUCAACAAAGGUAUGAUGAGGUUCAGAGACGAGGAAGAGUGA